AUGGAAGAAGAGAGAGGACUUUCUGGAGGAAAGGUUAGUGGGGCGUAGAAUAGAGAAAAUGGAUAGAGAGAAGGAGAGAAGCCAAAAAUGAUUCCAUAUUUUCAAUUAUUUAGAUACGCAAAAAAUCGAGAUAUUGUGCUGAUGGUCUUGGGAUCUGUUGCUGCAUUUUUGAAUGGCGGUGCUAUUCCCUCCUUUUCUUUGAUAUUUGGUUCAAUGGUUAAUUCGUUUCAGGAGGCAGGAGAUGAGAUGGUCCGAUAGGCUGGAUGGAGUGCAAUUUGGUUUCUAUUGGUAGCUCUUGCGACUGGCAUAUUGUCAUUUACAAUGUUUGCAACUUGGAUGAUAGCUGGGGAAAGAUAGGGAAUAGAAUUUCGAAAAAAUUAUUUCAAAGCAAUUCUACAUCAAGAGGUAGGAUGGUUUGACACUAUAAAUCCAAAUGAAUUGAAUAGCAAAGUAGCUAACGAAUCGUUUGCUGUUUAAGGUGCGAUAGGCGAAAAAGUUCCAACAUUCAUUAUGACAUUUUCUAUGACAUUUUUUGGUUUUCUAUAUGGUUACAUUUGGGGUUGGUAACUUGCAAUAGUAAUAACAGCGACUCUUCCAGUUAUAUCUAUAAUAACUGCUGUGUUUUCAGUGAUAAUUUAGCAAUCUACAAUGGCAACACAAUCAGCUUAUGCAGAGGCAGGAGCAAUAGCAGAACAAGCAAUAAAUGGGAUUAAAACAGUGAAAAUGCUAGAUGGCGAAGAUUACGAACACUAAAAGUACUAUUAACUGUUGUAGAGUGCAGCAAAUAAGACAACCAAAUAUGAUUUUGGAGUAGGCAUAGCAAUUGGAUUAAUAUGGGCAGCGAGUUUAUGGUCGUAUGCACUAGGAUUUUGGUAUGGAGCCAAAUUGAUAGCAGAUCAAACAUACAAUCCAAAUUAGGAUUCUGUGUAUACUGUUGGAGAUGUGAUGACAAUAUAUUUUAGUGUAGUUACUGGUGGGUUCUCCUUAGGUUAAGCAGGGCCAUGCGUAUAGAAUUUUGCAAAGGGUUAAGCUGCAGCUGCUACUAUGUACGAGGUUUUAGAUCGCAAGCCUAAAAUAUACAAUUGUCCCAAUCCUAAGAAGUUGUUGAAUUUCAAUGGUGAAAUCUAAUUGAAAGAUAUUAAAUUUAAUUAUCCAAAUAGACCAGAUCAAUUGGUGUUGAAUGGAUUAAGUUUGAACAUUCCUCCUGGUAAAAAGGUGGCAUUGGUUGGGGAGAGUGGAUGUGGUAAAUCUACUGUUAUGCAAUUAAUUGAAAGAUUUUAUGAUUGUGAUAAGGGAGAAGUAUUAUUUGGUGGAAUAGAUGUCAAGGACUUAGAUAUUAUAGAUUUGAGGAGUAGAAUUGGGUUGGUUGGUUAAGAGCCUGUUCUCUUUGCAACAAGUAUCAAAGAAAAUCUGUUAUAUGGUAAGACUGAUGCAACAGAGGGAGAAAUGAUAGAUGCCUUGAAAAAAGCCAAUGCCUGGGAUUUUGUUCAAAAAAUGGAUAAAGGAUUAGAGACUUAUGUUGGUAUUGGAGGAGGCUAAUUGAGUGGAGGUUAAAAAUAGAGAAUUGCUAUAGCCAGAGCCAUCUUAAAGAAGCCAUAAGUCUUAUUAUUAGAUGAAGCCACAAGUGCCUUAGAUAGAACUAACGAGCGAUUAAUUUAGGAGACUUUGGAUGAGGUGUCUCAAGGGAUCACCACAAUUGUUAUUGCUCAUAGAUUGAGUACAAUCUAAAAUGCAGACUUGAUAUAUGUUAUAGAUAAAGGCAUAGUGAUUGAAAUGGGAACUCAUUAAGAGCUCAUGAAUCUGCAUGGAAAAUACGAGAUUUUGGCCAAAAAUCAGGUAAAGAAAUAAGAGGAGGAGUAGUUAAGUCAGUCACAAAUACAAACUCCAAGCAGAAAGAUACUAUUAGAUGGUCUUACUAAACCUAAUGAUACAACUAACACUCAGAGGAUUAUAUAAAUGAAUGUUGCAGAUAAGAGGAAUAUUACAGAGGAAGCAGUCGAUCAAUUCAAGUAAUUAAAGGAAUUAGAUCUGAUUGUUAAAGGAUAGACAGAAAACACUCAAUAUGAUAAGGUUGCAGAUAAGGAGUAGGUAGAAGUGAAAAAGGAACCAGAUGCCUAAAUGGGCAGAUUGUUCAGUUAUAAUAAGUCAGAGAGAUUUCAAUUCCUUCUUGGAGUUCUAGCAGCCAUGGCUAAUGGUUGCACAUUUCCGAUAUUCUCAAUAUUCUUAUCAGAUAUGAUUACAGUCCUGGCUCUCUCGAAUCCUAGAAAUUAUAGCGAUGAAGAAAGAAGCGAUAAGAUGGCCUAUGUCAGAGGAGAGGCAGACAAAAAUGCCUUAUACUUUUUCGUUAUAGGCUGUUGUGCAUUGACUUUAUGGACUAUACAGUCAUUUUGUUUAAGUUAUGUAGGUGAAAGACUAACACUAAAAUUAAGAUCGGAUACAUUUAGAAAACUAUUAAGGAUGCCGAUUCCUUUUUUUGAUGAGCCCAAGAAUAAUGCAGGAACCUUAACCAGUAGAUUAUCUGUCGAUUGUAAACUAAUAAAUGGAUUGACUUCUUCUAUUAUUGGGAUCAAUCUAGCAAAUGUGGCAUCUUUGGUUUGUGGAUUGACUAUUGCAUUUACGAGCAGUUGGGCAUUGACUCUGGUUACAUUGGGAGUCACUCCAUUUUCAUUUAUAUCUGGAGUACUUUAGGCUAAAAUUAUGCAGGGUUUUUCAGCACAGACAGAUGAGGCAUAUAAGGAUUCAGGUAAUCUAAUUAUGGAGGCAGUCACAAACAUAAGAACUGUUUUCUCUUUUGGGAAUGAAUAGAUUAUCCUUGGCAUUUAUGAAAAGAAAGUGUAAAUGCCACUUGAAUAAGCUACUUCCAAAGGGUUCAAGGCAGGAUUGGCUAUGGGUUUUUCAUAAAUGAAUAUGUUCGUUAUGAAUGCCAUAAUCUUCUAUGUGGGGGCUGUCUUCUGCAGAGAUAUCGAUUUAAGUGUGAAUGAUAUGUUUAAGACAAUAUUUUCAUUGACAUUUGCUACUAUGGGAGCAGGGAAUAAUGCUGCAUUCGCUGGAGAUAUCGGAGCUGCCAAAAAUGCUAGCAAGAAUAUCUUUGAAAUAUUGGAUGGUGAGGAUGAAUUCUAAAGGGAAGUGAGAUUAUAGAAGAAAAGAUUGGCACAAUCCAUUACAGGAGAUGUUUAAUUCAACAAUCUCACUUUCAAAUAUGCUGGAAGAGACAAGAAUGUUUUUGAGAAUUUAAGUUUAACAAUUAAGUAAGGUUAAAAAGUGGCUUUUGUUGGUCCUUCUGGAUGUGGUAAGUCAACUCUUAUGUCUAUGUUGAUGAGAUUCUAUGAACCCGAUCAAGGAGUCAUAACAAUCAAUGGAGUUGAUAUUAAAGAUUAUGAUAUUAGAUACAUAAGGAGACAAUUUGCUAUCGUCUCAUAAGAACCAGUCCUGUUUAAUGGUACGAUUCGAGAGAAUAUUCAAUACAAUUUAACUUCAAUUAAUAUGGACUAGAUUGAGAAUGCAGCUAAAACGGCCAACGCCUAUGAUUUCAUAGUUAAAAAUUAAUUUGAGGAAACUCAAGUAGAAUAAAAGGGUAGUGAGAAAUAAAGAGGACAAGGAUUUGAAAGGUAAGUAGGACCAAAAGGAACUUAAAUCUCAGGGGGAUAAAAAUAACGAAUUGCUAUUGCUAGAGCCAUCUUAAGAGAUUCAAAUUUCUUACUGCUUGAUGAAGCUACAAGUGCUUUAGAUGCUGCAAGCGAAGAAUUAGUAUAGGAUAGUUUGAAUAAAUUAAUGGAAGGAAAAACUACUGUGGCAAUUGCUCAUAGAAUCUCGACUAUCAAAGAUUCUGAUAUGAUCUAUGUGUUCAAGGAUGGUAAAAUUGUGGAAGAAGGAAAUUACUAAAGCUUGACAAAUAGAAAAGGUGCUUUUUAUAGUUUGGAGUAGGGUAUAUCCAAUUGA
Messenger RNA from Paramecium tetraurelia, 3939 nucleotides. RefSeq lists its product as uncharacterized. The record is from RefSeq and is a predicted model, not a curated record. Gene Ontology annotation, biological process: transmembrane transport. Lineage: Eukaryota; Ciliophora; Oligohymenophorea; Peniculida; Parameciidae. The transcript has 5 exons. Gene Ontology annotation, molecular function: ATP binding; ABC-type transporter activity; ATP hydrolysis activity. Gene Ontology annotation, cellular component: membrane.